Messenger RNA from Penicillium verhagenii, 255 nucleotides. RefSeq lists its product as uncharacterized. The transcript has a single exon. NCBI's taxonomy places the organism in Eukaryota, Fungi, Ascomycota, Eurotiomycetes, Eurotiales, Aspergillaceae. The coding region runs from base 1 to 255 and encodes 84 amino acids. The record is from RefSeq and is a predicted model, not a curated record.
AUGGACGAUGCAACCUCCAACCAUCUUCAAGAGUUACCGUUUCAGCCCGAGCCCAAUGGCAACAUUCGUGGCUCCGGCAGUCUGAUGCCCACUCCUCAUCAACGCAUUUCGGGCUCCAAUAGGAAUAUUCGCAGCACACAUACUCCGUCCACUCAUCAUGACUCCACCAGGGAUACUUGCAGCACGCAUACUCCGAUCCCCACUCCCAACCGCAUUCAGGCUAGCCAGUCGGCAACAUCUAAGAAGCCUGUUUGA